This is a messenger RNA of Chroicocephalus ridibundus (black-headed gull), 3417 nucleotides long. It is a transcript of the gene CCDC33, whose product is annotated as coiled-coil domain containing 33. Gene Ontology annotation, cellular component: peroxisome. The transcript is spliced from 23 exons. The record is from RefSeq and is a predicted model, not a curated record. Bases 173 to 3292 code for a protein of 1039 amino acids. NCBI's taxonomy places the organism in Eukaryota, Metazoa, Chordata, Aves, Charadriiformes, Laridae.
GGCACCCCCAGGCACUUUCCCCGCUGGAGAGGGGAAGAGAAGAGUGGCAGCAGGUUUCUUGGCUCAGAAACCUGCCCCAGGCUGCCAGGAGGGCUUGCUCCAGGGCAGAGAUCCUCAAGGUCCCUGCUCUCAAGGAGGGUUCGUCUCCAGAUGAACCCCCACCUCUCUCCCCAUGGCAGACAAGGCAGGGGAACCUCGUAUCCCGCUGGCCCUGCAGCGUUCCCGGCUGCAGGCUGAGGAGAAGACCCUGGAUUUUGAGUUUGAGGUGGUCAGUGCCCAGUUUAACCGGCAGGGUCGCUACGCCCUGCGGCUCACUGUAGAGAACCCGUUGCUGCAGGGCUCCAACGCUGGCAUCCGGCUCCGCAUCAACAAUGGGGAGGUCACCCAGAGCAGCGCUGGCACCACCGACACCAUCGAGCAGAGCGACCUCAACCAGAUCUACUCCUUCCAGCAAAAGAAAUUCACCUUUACCCUGCCCAGAGGUUUCUGCAAGAAUGACAAGAACCACGACGUACGGCUUCAUAUUGAGGCCUUGUACUUCCCUGGGAGGGCAGAGAGGAUGAGGAGGAGCAGGCAGGUGGGCGAAGCCUUCUUCGCCAUCUACCCUCGCACCAACCAGCCCCGGAUGAAACUCUCCGCCAGGAGGGACGAGGACUGGUACCGCUACAGUGCCAUGAUGGCUUUGCUGCGGGUGGGCAGUGAGCAGCCAGCGAUGCACUGCGGCCGUCUGGCCUUCACCGCAUCCCUACAUGAGCACCGGCCACCCACCACGCCGGCUUCACCCCCACCACCCUCCCCCAGCACCCGGGAAGAGGACCAGCAAGCAGCAGGCACAGCCCCAGCAUCCCCAGCCCUGGACAUCCCUGUCCCCAGCCGUUUGCUCCGUACACCCGAGUCUGCGUACCACUCGCUGCCCACCGAGGGCCAUGCCCGCUCCCCUGAGAGACUGCGGGCUGACCCUGCUCUCAGCUCCUCCCCGGAGCUCCCGGGUGACUCAGCAGAUGAGCAUCCUUCUUCCUCCUCCUCCUCUUCCUCGGUGCCUGCCCCAAGGCGACCGCUGAGCUGCAGCAGCUUCCACCUCUCCUUGCCAGGCUACAGCCCGGAUCUGGCCUCCUCGCCAGCGCAGGUAUCCAAGUCCCCCGCCGAGAUGGAGGAGCUCAGGCAUGAACCAGUGGCUGGUGAGGGACACGUGGCCCGUGUGGGGAAGGAAGCCAUCACCGUCACCAUCCAUAGCGCCAGCAACCUGCCAGCCACGCGUGAGGGCCAGGUGCCUUGGCCAUACGUUGUUGUCGAGACCAGCAGAGGGGACGAGCAGAAACCAGAGGCACAGGCCACCCACACAUCCUCGGCGCCCACCCACGCGCCCACCUGGGAGGAGGAGGUGACGGUGGAAAUGGAUGCUGAAGACGCAGGCUGGGCAGCCCUGACUCUCACCGUGGCAGACAAAGCUACCAAGGAGGCGCUGGGGACCUUUCAGCUGCCAGUGCGGCACCUCCAGCCCUUCCAGCCCCACCACUGCAGGCUGGUGCUGCCGAGGAUGCGGGACCCCGCGGGGAUGGUCCUGUGCGUCACCUUCGUCCGCAAAGGGAGCUCCAUCCCUCGCCGCGAUGGAUUCAGCUACGUGGCCUUGGAGGUGCUGCUGCAGGGGCUGUCAGCCCCCCUGGCCAACCCCCCUGGAGCCCUCGUCGCCGUGGCCAGAGUUGUGACCAACAUUCGGGAGUACAAGCACCGCAUGGAGAAGCAGCCCACCUCCUCUCCUGGCAUCAGCCCCACCACCAUCACAUUCCCGGACCCUCCGGCAGCAGCCUUCAGCAUCGCCCGAGCUGCCAACCACGGCUGCCCGCAGAUGUCCCGACCAGCCGGGCCCCCAGAGCAGCCAACCUGGGACACCUCCUUCCUAUUCCAAGGCCAAGACAUGGCCACCAUCUUCUCCGAAGACACCGCCCUGGUGAUCGAAUAUUAUCCAUACAAAGCCAUGUGGGAUGCUCCAGGCACCCUCAUUCCCAUGGGAUACUCGGUGCUGCCCGUCACCAGCAGUGUUUUCCGGGAGCUGGCAGCACGGAGCGAUGGGAUGCGUGUGGAUGGCCUCGCUGUGCAGGGCACGGACCUCAGAACCACGUCUGGGGCCAUCCCAACCGUGGGGCUCUGCCUGCAGCUCCUUCGAUCGGAGAGACCGGCGGCCUUCCUGACCCCGUCGGGCAGCGAUGCCCUUCCCAGCCUGGAUGUCACCACCACCGGCAUGACCGAGAGGGAAGAAGAGCAGCGGGCAGCCCCCCUGCACCCAUUUUAUCACCAGCUUCAUCGAGAGGAUGCGUCCCUCCCAGCGGCUGACGCUGUGGCCCGCAUCCUGCCCGGAAAACAGCCAUUCCCACGUGGGACGGGAACACUGUCAGAGGAGUGGAGGUCCCAGGAGUUCAUCGGGCGCCAGCAGGAGCCAGAGGUAGGCAGCUACCGCCUGGCGCUGAAGCGGAUGGCGGGGGACCUCCUGUCCCUGCGCCAGCGUGUCACCAGCCUAGAGGUGGAGAACGGGCACCUGCGGCACAGCCUGGCCUUGCAGGAGGAGCUGGGCCACACUCUGCUCGCCGACGUGGACCUGGAUGUCAUGACCCGGGAGGAGCUGCUGGAUAGGCUCAACACCCUCAAGCGCAAGCUUGCAGCCAGCACGGCGGAGAUGAGGAGGCUGAAGGACCGCGUCCAACAGCUGCAGAAUGAGCUGAUCCGGAAAAAUGACCGGGAGAAGGACCUGGUGCUGCUCCAGCGAGCCCACCAGCAGCAGCAAGCCACGCUGAGGAGGUGCCAGGAGAAGGUGGCCAAGACGAAGGGCUUGGAGGAGACAGUGCGGCAGCAAGAGAAGGUGAUCGAGGUAAUGGAGCGGGUGCUGCAGGAGAAGCUCUCCGGGACAGGCAGGAGCCCUGAGAAGCCGGCGGGCAAAGCCCACUCUGGGAAGGUGUAUGCUGCACUGCUGGAGGAGAACCACAGGCUGCGGGACGAGCUGGCGAGGCCCCACCACCCCUUGCCCCCCAUCACCCCACAGCCCCCAGCUUUGCCGGGUGUUUUUGGGGACGCGGAGAAACUGUCUCUGCUGGCCAAGCUGGAGGAGGCACAAGCACGUGGGAGGGUGCUGGAGAGGCAGCUGGAGGAGGCGGCGAGGAGGUGGGGACGGGAGAAGCAGGAUCUCGGCACUCGUCUGCUGGAGCGGGAGCACAGAUUCCCCCAUGCCCCCACCUCGAGCCUGCCGGCCAUCUCCAUGGCCCCCUCGAGAAGACUCCAGCCCCUGGCCCCCUUGCCCUAACCCCUCCCCAGCGAGAGAGACGAAGAAACCGAACGCUGCCAAAAAGGAGCUGGUGCUUUUUCGCAUGACGAAACAACAGGAGUAAAUUGGAGGCGAAGCAAAAUGUUGGAGGGUGUCGGGGGAGU